Glossina fuscipes is the source of this 945-nucleotide messenger RNA. RefSeq names its product methylglutaconyl-CoA hydratase, mitochondrial. The record is from RefSeq and is a predicted model, not a curated record. The coding region runs from base 64 to 945 and encodes 293 amino acids. The transcript has a single exon. Lineage: Eukaryota; Metazoa; Arthropoda; Insecta; Diptera; Glossinidae. Gene Ontology annotation, biological process: fatty acid beta-oxidation. Gene Ontology annotation, molecular function: enoyl-CoA hydratase activity. Gene Ontology annotation, cellular component: mitochondrion.
AUUUUGAUAGCGUUCAUUCGUUUAGUAAAAUCUCUUUCAGUAACAUUAAGUUUGUUAGUAAAUAUGUUUUCAUAUAGACUACGGUAUUCGGUCUUUGCCAUGCGAUUUAUUAAUUUUCGACGUAGUUACUCCGUACUAAGCGAAGGCAGGGAAAUCCUUGUAGAACGUCUUGCCGGCAAUCAAAGUGGAAUAACUGUGUUAGGCCUCAAUCGUCCAGAAGCCAAAAAUGCCUUUAGCCGAGAUUUAGUGGAUACAUUUUCUGAUAUUUUGGUUGACUUGAAAAAAGACAAUAGUUCUCGUGUGGUUGUUUUACGUAGCUUGACACCAGGCGUAUUCUGUGCCGGUGCCGAUUUAAAAGAGCGUAAAGGCAUGUCCGAAAAGGAAGUGAGUGAAUUUGUUACGCAAUUGCGGCAACUUUUAAUAAAUAUUGAGCAACUUCCCAUGCCAGUAAUUGCAGCUUUGGAUGGUGCCGCGCUUGGUGGCGGUUUUGAAAUGGCUUUAGCUUGUGAUAUGCGCACCGCUGCUGAAAACGCUAAAAUGGGUUUAGUCGAGACUAAACUAGCAAUCAUACCUGGAGCUGGUGGUACGCAAAGAUUGCCGCGUAUUUUAUCUCCAGCGUUAGCUAAAGAAUUAAUCUUCACUGCCCGUGUUUUCACAGGCGCCGACGCCCAGCGAAUGGGUAUUGUAAACCACGUCGUUGCUCAAAAUAAAUCGGGCGAUGCUGCAUACCUUAAGGCAGUAAGCUUAGCGGAGGAAAUCCUACCAAACGGUCCAAUUGGUGUUCGUAUGGCUAAGCUGGCCGUUGAUAAAGGCAUUCAAGUCGAUCUUACUACAGGUUACUCCAUCGAGGAAGUGUGUUACGCCCAAGUAAUACCAACGAAAGACCGCCUGGAGGGACUUGAAGCGUUUGCGGAAAAACGUAAACCUGUUUAUAAAGGAGAAUGA